CGCGUUUUGCUCGUGGUUUUCAUCAUUCCACACGCACGAUGGCUUACUUGUCGCAGGUGUGGGCGCAAAGCCGUGCCGGUGGGUUUGUCACUGCGCAAACAACCCUGACCCCCUUCGCGUCCUGCGAAGCCACGUCCAAGCUUGGUGUGCACUACCUGUGCGGCAACCAGCCAACCGCAGAGGAUCGAAAGUUUGAGUGGCGCGAUGGAAAGCCGUACUCCUUCAACAUCAACCUGUGGAACACAGACGAACCCAACAACUACGACUUUUUCACCCGCGUGUUCUACCUCAUCUCAGAGGACUGCAUCGACUUUCGCUUCGUCAAUGAGAAGAACAAGUACCUGCUCAACGACACGCCGUGCUCGGAGCUGUGGAAAGGCUUCUGGAACUCCAACGCCCGUGGCGUCGAAGCCUCGGCUGGCUCAUACGUGUGCAAGCGACCAACCCCAACGUCCCCCUGCCAUGGUGGUUCAUGCAGCAGUGGCGAUAAGUGCUAUGAGCAUUCUGAGCAGGCGCUCUGCUUCUGGGACUGUGACACCGACAAAUCUGCCUCUGCGUCCAUCCCUUCCUCCAUGGGUGCCAUCAUUGGCGGUGCCGCUGGUGCACUGUUCAUCUGCAUCGUCGUCAUCGUCGUGCUGCUGGUCCGACGCAAGCGCGACAAGCGGCCGGCACCCUUUGAUUCGGAGACACCCGUCUUCCACCGCCAGACGUACCACAACCCCAUCUACUCGCCGGAUGCAGUGAACGACACGAGGCAUUCCAUGAGUGGCGUGCCAUCGCCACGCGUGCCCGCGCCUUAUGCCGGUCGCACGGAGCGAAGCGGCAGCGGCAGCAGGGCGAAGUUGGGCCGUUCCAGCACCCGCGACUACCUCAACCCGCUCGGGAGUGGCAACGGCUACGACAACCUCACCGUGGAUAUGGAGGAGGGCGAGUACGACACGGCGCGUGGUGACGCAGGAUUCGCAGAUAACCCGCACUAUGCGCAGCCGCACGUGUUCGAUGGCACUUAUGCGAUGGUUGGGGACGGCGGCGACACCGACGGCACCAGUGCCACCACCCCUGGCUAUGAGGAGCCCCACGCAGCAUACCUCCAGCCGGCGCUGUAUGGUGCCGUGACAUCAGACGGCCUUGAUCGAGAUGCACUCAACGCGCAACAGCAGCAGCAGCAGCAGGAGCGGCGUCAACGAAGCAGCAAGUCUGGGCCCCGUCGCAACCCGCGAGAGGAUGAUGCUGGCGUGUACUACGAGCCCACGUUUGAUGUUGAUGACGCCCACGCGUCUGUUCCGGGUUUCGUUCGCCGCCUCCGCAAUAGCGGUCGGCGUCGCAGCCGCAAGCACAAGCUGCACACGCCAUACCUGGAGCCAAGCGUGCAGCCGCAGCAAGGGGCGAAGAAACGUGAUGCUGCGCGUGGGUACAUGCAGGUGGCCUCCUCGUCGGGCAAAAUGCCCUUUGCCAUUCCAGCUGACGAGGAUGAGGAGGCCGACGCCAGCGGGUAUGCUGUGCCGUCUGUGAUUCAGUCCCAGCGCAAUGCGGGCCCUUCCUCCGGUUACAUCAUGCCUGCGCUCGGUGCCAGCAGCACGGACACGGAUGAUACGCACGUGUACUCCAUGGCGGUGGCGGGCAUCGACGGCACCGCGUAUGCCGAUGACGAUGAUGAUGCUGACAAUGGAGCAUAUGCGCGUGUGGGUGGCGGCGAGGACGACGAUCCCAUCACGCCCGGCACGAGCGGUUACGCGGAGGGCCCUGCAGAGCCGCUGUACGUGUCGCCGCCCACAACUUACGCAGACAUCUACAGCAUGAUGGCGCAGCUGACCAAGGAGGUGCCCGCGGCGUGUGUUGAGCUGGAGGGGGUGCUUGGUAGCGGCAACUUUGGUGUCGUGCGCCAGGGCAAACUGCUUUCCGACAGCAGGGCCAGGGCGAAGAGCAGCCGCAACAGCAAGCGCCAGGCACAGGCAGUUGCUGUGAAGAUGCUGGCGGACAACACGGACGCUGCCUCGCGAGUGUGUUUUCUGCAGGAAGCGGCGAUCCAGGCGCAGUUCCACCACCAGAACGUGGUUGAGCUUGUGGGCAUGGUGAUCCAGUCCCGUCCCAUGAUGAUUCUGCUUGAGGUGUGCGAGCAAGGGGCGCUGAAGACGCUGCUGCGUCGCAGCCGCCGCCCGCGCAAGUGGAAGAUGAACGCAGCCUACGACGUGUCUAAGGGGUGCGCGUACUUGCAGAGCAGAGGGUUUGUGCACCGCGACCUUGCAACGCGCAACGUCCUCGUUGCGAAGAACGGCACGUGCAAGAUUGCCGACUUUGGGCUUGCGCGUGAGAUGCUUGGCAGCAACAGCGACUACUACCGCAGUUCUGGCGGGAAAAUCCCGUUUCGCUGGACGGCGCCCGAAGCGCUGUUUUACCGCAAGUUCUCCACCGCAUCCGAUGUCUGGGCCUUUGCCUGCGUCCUACACGAGGUGUUUCAUGAUGGGGAGCAGCCAUAUGUGACCAUGACAAAUGACCAGAUUCUCGAUUUUCUUGAGGAGGGUCGCCGUCUUGGGCCAGGCGAUGACUGCCCACUGGAAGUGUACCGCUUGCAGAUGCGGUGCUGGCACCCAUCACCAGAGUCCAGGCCAGACUUCUUCGACAUCUCCCAGCUGCUGAGCGUGUGGGUUGCACACACUGACACGCUCAAGGAAUGCAACGCAUCAACGGAGGAGCUGCAGAACAUGUACGCCAACCUGCCGCUUGACACCGGCGUUGCCAAGGAUCUCUACGGCACGCUAGUUGGUGCCCUGCAGGACGAUGGCGACGACUACGCCUACGGGUUUGGAUGCACCACGACAGACGACGCUGAUGCUGAUGUCGGUGCUGGUGUCGACGCCUCCACGGGUGUUGCGGUGGCCAAGGCGAACCCGCAACUUCAACAGCAACAGCAACAGCAACAGCAGCAGCAACAAGCCCACUCAGCUUCAAUGGCGCCGCCACCAUCGUCGUCUCCACCAUCGUCAUCCAAGGCUGCUGCUGACACACCUACCUUCAACACCACCCCCACCAGUACCACUGACACCACCCCCACCUCCUCCUCGUCGACCUCGGAUGUGGAUCCCCCAUACAUGUUUGGCAUGAUUUCCCGCCGGCGCGCGGAGGCGGUCCUACGCGCGCAGCGGAAAGAAGGGGUGAAGAAGCCGUUUCUGGUGCGACAGAAGGACGCGCGCACAUACGCCAUCUCCAUUGGGCUGCGCAACAAGUUUGUCCAUCAUCUCCUGCAUUGCGGCAACCGCGUGUGGACGUUCAACAACAACGCCGUCCCUGUGCAAGGGUCGCUGCGGGAUGUGAUUGAGUGGCUGUGCGAGCGCCACCCAGAGCACGGCUGGGACGUGACUCUGGGCCAGCCGCUUGACCGCCGCGCCAUCAACAUGAACGCACACCCGGAGACAUGAUGUCAAAAGAAGAAAAGAGACUGGAGGAGGAAGGUCUUUGGCGGCAGUUUGCAUUGCGCGCUCCAACGAGCUGCUGA
This is a messenger RNA of Salpingoeca rosetta, 3493 nucleotides long. RefSeq names its product TK/EPH protein kinase. Gene Ontology annotation, cellular component: signaling receptor complex. The record is from RefSeq and is a predicted model, not a curated record. Gene Ontology annotation, biological process: protein phosphorylation; multicellular organism development; cell surface receptor protein tyrosine kinase signaling pathway. Gene Ontology annotation, molecular function: transmembrane receptor protein tyrosine kinase activity; ATP binding. Lineage: Eukaryota; Choanoflagellata; Craspedida; Salpingoecidae. The transcript has 8 exons. Bases 39 to 3416 code for a protein of 1125 amino acids.